AUGAACGCGAGAGGUAAAGGACGACCCGUGAAGGCGGAUGAGAAGGAUGGUACGCGCAGUCGGCCAAAUAAAGAGGAAAAGCAAAAUCAACCGCUAAACGAGGCAAAAAAAAGGGCUCCCGUAGGCAACAAAGGUGGGGACUCGCGACCAACCGACCCCCCUUCAACCAAAGGCCCUUUGGUGCAACAAAAGGUUCGUGUGCCUCCUUCUAAUGCAUGGGCGAGGGGUGGUAGUUCACCUUCGUUUUUAGAGAUCGCCCGCGGUAAGAACGAAGUUGUGGUUGCUCUACCGGCCCCGGAGCCGGAGUCGGAACCCGAACCCGAACCCGUAACCUUUUUGAAUGGAGGUGAUACGAUUGCGGUGACGGAGGAUGCUGUAGACUCACCAGCUGAGGUUCAGGAUGAGGUUCCUAUAACUAUGGAACCACCGAGCAACAACGAAGAACCUCCGUACAUUACUAUACAGGAAGAGAUUCCCGUUGUGGACGUACCCAUCGAACCACAGGAAGAGGAAAUGGAACAGGCACCUCCAGUGAAGUAUUAUGUGCUUGAGAUUGACCGUAUCUUUGAGGAGCAAACUGUGCUGCCUCCACGAGUGACAGCUGUGGCGUCAGAGAAUUUAUGCACGUUUACCUUUUCUGGACAACCGGGUGAACAACCACCACAGCUGGGUUUGCCCACCACGCAGUCCCAGCAUUUCUACCGGGCGGAACCGUCGGCUGCAGCUCGUAUUUUCCCGAAUCCGGUCGCAGUGUCGGAUAUCACUCGAAAUACGCACUGGAAUCCGCAGCCUAACCAUGGUGUCGACUUGUCGUCAAUGGGUUGGCGGCCACUGGAGAGCAGUACAAGACCUUUUCACCAAGGAAUGCAAUACAAUUCUUAUGGCCCUCCCUCGCAACUCCCGCAGCGGAACUUCGGCCCCACAAUGAACAGAGUGCGUCAACCCGAUUUGGGAGAACACCCUCUUCGUUCCCUUCGCGAUUCUACAACCAUCAACCGUCAGCUUGGCAACGGUGAGGGUGUAUGGUAA
This is a messenger RNA of Trypanosoma brucei brucei TREU927, 1029 nucleotides long. RefSeq lists its product as hypothetical. Lineage: Eukaryota; Euglenozoa; Kinetoplastea; Trypanosomatida; Trypanosomatidae. The coding region runs from base 1 to 1029 and encodes 342 amino acids. The transcript has a single exon. The record is from RefSeq and is a predicted model, not a curated record.